AUGGCAAUUGUUAUUGCUAUCCAUCAGGAGGAAUCAGGCAUGGAUCCGACAGAUGUUCGGAUCAAGAAGAAUGGAAAUAUCUUCUUCAGUUGGCAUCGGAUGGCGUUCCUGAGGAUCCUGGUGUUGCUGGUCGUUGGUGUUGCGGCUGCUGGGGCGGACUGUGGUCCCAAAGACGGAGUGUUCGUGUGUUGGGACGUCUGCGGCGAGGAGGUGAGGGGCGCCGGCGGCUACGGGCGCCGCGUGACAUUCGUUGGAGCGACACUGUUCCUGGACUGCGUCAGGCAGGCGGACUUGAAGGAGGUGAAGUUGCUGUCGCCGACGGUCUGCGUCGGGCGUCAGGCCGACAUGGAUCGUGUCGUGACGCCUUGGAGGUGGUGCGAGGAAGUCGUGCCACCCGAGCCGGAAGUUUCAACGGCGGCAGUUCCGCCGGUGGUUGAUGAGCCUCGCCCAGUGGCGCCGACAGCCAACCUGGCGGUUGUCCAUGUGCCGGCGAGCAAAACGCCUUUCGUGGUCCGGGCGCCGCCCUUGACCGUCGUGGUGGCCCAAGAGGUGCCACACGUCAUCAAGGCACCGUCAUCUACGCCGGAAGUGACUGUCAACAUCAAACAUGGUGUUGCGCACGUCGAGGCGGACGUGGACCCUUGGACGGCCAUGGUCCUAGUUUUUAUGGGCCUUGGUGGGGCUGGAGCCACAUCUUUGGCUGUCUUUUUGGUUUGGCUCGUCAAGUUUAUCAGGAACAAGUCAUCGUACAUGCGGGAGUUGGUGCGGAUGCUGACGCCGGAGGAUCAGCCAGAUCCGGAAGCCCAACCAGUGGUGGAUCUGCUGGGGCUGGAAGAGGCGGAUAAACCCGUCGCAGAAGAGCAAAAGGAAGAGUUGGUCCUUGAGGACAAUAAUCCUUUUAAAGAG
This is a messenger RNA of Notodromas monacha, 906 nucleotides long. NCBI's taxonomy places the organism in Eukaryota, Metazoa, Arthropoda, Ostracoda, Podocopida, Cyprididae. The record is from the annotation of a GenBank genome assembly.